GCACCGCGAGGAGCUGGAAGCGUGCAUGCGCCAGAUGCAGCAGAGGCGCGACCGGGAGCUGAUGCGCCAGCUGGAGGAGAGCGACGAGUCGUAAGACAGAAGAGAGGAGCGUGUGAGCGAGUCAGUGUGCCAUGGCGGAGACGACGGACUCGUCCGUGGUGGAGAUAGUGUGCGAGGCGCACUUUGCGCGGCUCACCUCGGCGCUGAAGGAGCUGGCGACCGCGGGCGUGCUCACGGACAUCACGUUCGUGUGCGAGGACGGCACGCUGCAGGCGCACCAGGUGGUGGUGUCGGCGUUCAGCAGCUCGCUGCGCCAGGUGGGCGGCCGCCGGAGCUGCGUCCUGGUGACGGGCGCCCGCAAGCCGGCCGUGCAGGCGCUGCUGCACCUGCUCUACCUGGGCCACGCCCGCGUCGGCGCGCACGAGCUGGAGGCCGUGGCACAGGCGGCCGCGGCCCUCGGGCUGGACUGCUUCGCGCGCACGCGGGUGGAGCCCGCGGGCGACGAGGUGCGGCUCUCCUUCCCGGACCACGAGCGCUGCCUCCGGGAGAGCCUGCAGCGCGCGCGCUCCGGCGCGGCCCUCUGCGACGUCGUCUUCGUGACGGCGGAGUUUGCGCAGGUGCACGCACACGCCUGCGUGGUCGCCACGUGCAGUGACGUGCUGCGGGACGUGCUGGCCGGCCGCCGGCGCGACGACGGCCCGUGCGUGCUGGUGCUCGAGGGCACGGAGCUCCGGCACCUCUCGCCCAUCCUGGACCUGUGCUACCGGGGCGACGUGCUGCUGGCCCAGGGGACCAUCGGCGAGACGCACGCCACCGCGCGGCUGCUGGGCGCGGACUACGUGUGCGAGAUACUGGGGGCGGCGGAGCCCACCCUCGGCGUCGCGGCGACCGCGGAGGAGGCCGAGCCCCGGGCCGCCGGCACGGUGCGUCUGCAGGACGGCCGGGACGGCUGCCGCGGCUUCCGGCGGCUGCUGGCCCACCUGGCCGGCACGGAGAGUCUCGCCGACGUGACGCUGCUGAGGAGCGGGCGCUGCCUGCGUGCGCACAGCGUGCUGCUGUGUGCCUUCGGGCCGUACUUCAAGCAGCUGGAGGGGCGGCUGGGGCACCAGCUGAAGGAGGCCGUGGUGCUGGUGCGCAGCCUGACGGCGGGCCAGCUGCAGGCCUGCCUCGACUACCUGUACCGCGGCGAGGCCCGCUUCUCGGGCGGCCCGCGCCAGUUCUGCUCGCUGCUCUCCCACUGGAUAGACUUCAGCCUGCUGCCGGCCGAGGAGGCCAGCCUCCUGCCCUGCCGAGGCGUGUCGGUGGAGAAGACGUGCGAGGCGCUGGGGCUGUCGCUGGACAACAUCAGCUGCGUGGUGGAGCUGUCCGAGGAGUUCAACCUGGGGCGGGACGCCGUGCUGCUGCAGGACGACGGCGAGACGGCGGAGCUGACGCCCGCCGCCGAGACCCAGGAGUGUAAGAAGACUGAGGAGAGAGAGUCUCGCUGGGUGGAACUGAAGGCCCUGAAGGUGGAAGCAGGCGGCGGAGACCCGCGCGCCAGGUCGCCCGCCAAAGCAGCCACUAAGGUGUGCAGCCUGUGCAAGGAGGAGUUCACGUCCCUCGCGGAGUUCAGUCGCCACCUGGCCAGCCACCCCGAGUCCAAGUGGGUGACGUGCGAGCACUGCAGCCAGGCGUUCGCCACGGCGGGGGAGCUGCGCGUGCACAUGCGCUCCCACGCCGAGCUGCGCCCGUUCCCGUGCGGCGUCUGCGGCAAGCGCUUCGCCACGCGCUGCGUGCUGCGCAAGCACGGGCGCGCGCACGACGGCGACCCCGCCAAGGCGCACCGCUGCCCCGUCUGCUCCAAGUCCUUCCAGCGCCGCGAGUACUAUGCCGAGCACAUGCGCACGCACACGGGGACGAAGCCCUUCGAGUGCCCGACGUGCGGCAAGGCCUUCGUCGGCCGCACGGGCCUCAACCACCACGUCAAGACGCACGCCGACCCGGACGCCCGCCGCAACUGCGCCUGCGAGGUGUGCGGCAAGCACUUCACCCGGCACGCCCUCUGGGCGCACGUCAGGACGCACGAGAAGCCGGCGCGCAGGAAGGCGCACGCCUGCGGGACCUGCGGCCAGGCCUGCGGCACGGCCUCCGCGCUCAGGACGCACGUGCUGCGCGCGCACGAGAGCCGGCCCGAGCACGGCUGCCACGUGUGCGGCAGGAGGUUCGGCAGGCAGCGGGACCUGCUGCGGCACGCCCGGUCGCACGAGCGGGACAAGGAGUCCCGCCACCCGACGGAGGCCCAGCUCGGCAGGCACACGCUCCUGAGCCACGAGGCGCCCGGGGAUUUGCCGUUCUCCUGCGGCGUCUGCCGCAAGUCCUUCGCCGACCGCUCCUCGCUGGCCAACCACCUGCGCUCGCACACGGGCGAGCAGCUCCACACCUGCCGCUCCUGCGGGAAGACCUUCUGCCGGCCGCAUGCCUUCAAGAAGCACGAGGACUCCUGCGGCGGGGCGGGACCGCGCCACAAGUGUCCGUGCUGCGAGGAAACAUUCCUCAAUGUGGCCGCCAGAAACAAGCAUGUGGCGUCGUGCCACGAGAUGGACGCUGCUUCGGACGGUAAGGACUUCUCCGGCUCCGAGCCUUUCCGCUGCGCCGUGUGUCGGACGUCGUUCCUCUACCAGGAGAGCCUGGAGAAUCACGCCGAGGUGCAUGCGGGGGGCGGGAGUGCCGAGGCCCCGGUGGUACCCGACCACGGCUACGCGGGCGAGACGGCCGUCGACGACCCGGCCGGGGCACUCCGCGAGCAGUCGCAGGAGGCCGGCGUGAAGACGCGCCAGCCCUUCAUGAUCACCAUCGACGGGAACUUGACGUACGAUCCGAGCAACAAAGUGCCAGAUGGCAUCUUCGAAGUGAUGUCGCAGUCUGCGGCAGCAUCUGUCCAGGACCUCAAUACAUCGUGGAGUUUGUCGGAGUAGUGUGUGUAGGUGAAACUUGCUUUGUCUGUGGUGAUUUUCAUUUGGAUGUUACAAUUGCAAUGCAACCAUUGUGCAGGGGAUAAGGUACUGAUUCGAGGUUGUGUUAUGUUUAUUUGUCAGUUCAUCUCCAGUGGAAUAAUAAUUUAUUGUGAGGCUUUCGCAGUGUAAGGAAAAAUCCUGUGAUAUGUACAGAAAGGUGGGAAAGACUUGUUCCUGUUCCCCAGGGAACCAGGUGAGUACAUUUUUGUACAUUUCCCCUCCACCUAGGCUGCAGGUGUAAUAGACUACAGGCGUCCUCACGACGGGCCACCAGCAUCUCGCCACUUGUGAUCCAGCUGGAACGACUUAGCCUUACUCCACCCCUGUUCGUCGUAAGGCACAGGCUUCCCGGAACCUGCGUGACUUCUCUGGGAGCAGGGGCCGUGGUGCUAGGGUAGUCUGGGAUCCACUCCUGGCGCGGUCGAGCCUGGAUUAUCGCAAGGGGAAAGAGUGGCGGACGUUGCAGUGGGCCGGUGGAUUUUCUCUGCUUCCCCCCAUCCAUUCAUCCCAUCAGUGCUUCCUUCUCAUCCCAUUAACCCCCGUCGACUCUAAUGACCUCUAUGUCUACAAGACGUUAAGGGCUCACGUACACAGACACACCUACAGUGUGCAGAGCUUCAUAAAAAACUGCGCCAUUUGAAAAAAUUAUCAAGAUAUCAGAGUAGUGUCAAAUUAUGAAAAGCAUUUAAGAUUACAUGGAGGCGGAUGAGAAUUUAUUUGUUUCCAUUUUUCGUUUUGUAACAUGUUCCAUAUUUCUGAAAGAGUGAAAAUUGCUGAAACAAGUGUUUUUCAGACUAACUUUUUGGCAUGAUUAAUGUGGUAGAUAUUCUAUGAAUCAUUCAAGGAAUUUGCAUUACAUCCUUUAUCUUAAUUUAUCCACCAUAUAAUGAUAUGGUUACCGCUCAAACAUCAUAGUUGCUAAAUGUAAAAUGAGAAGACUGCACGCCAGUUCAGAGCCUUGCGCUUUUAGGAGAUAUUGCACUUGGAAGAAGAACCAUAGAUCGUCACGCUUAUCAUCCCACCUCACUAAUACAUGUACACCCUUGACUGGGUGUGUACCUUAAGUCCCUUUUCAUUCAUUCCACACUAUCCAGCACUACGAUCCCUCCCACUGCACACAUAGUCCUUUGUUCCCCCAACCCCUCCACCUUUCCCCACUCUCUUGCCUUUCUUACAAUCCCGAUUCAGUGACAGACCCGUUAUCUGUGUUGGCUGACCGCUUCACAGCAUCCCACAUGACAGAAGGUUGGAAUGUAAACAGGACAAACUGUGCUUAGUAAAAGAACCUUUUUCAUUACAGGCAUGUUCUUAUAGUAGGGAGCAGUGUGUGACAAAUGAUUAGUGAUUUUUUUUUUUAUGAACUCUAGGAUGGUGUGUGAAUAGACUUGAAUUUGUCAUUCCAGUGCCUAUUUAUUACCAGAAUCUAGUUGAAUGAAAAACAGUUUUUUUUAUUGUAGUUUUUGACUGUGGCCAGCGUGCAAUUGUUUCUAAAAAAUUACACCUUAAAAAAAUACUGCAAAUUCAUGCAGCUUGUUUGUGUAUUUCAACAGAUAUAAGAUUUAUUAUUCUACUUUAUUCUACUUUGGAAAAGUUUCUCGAUUCUGAGUAAUGUUAUAUAUGUACAAUUCUGUCAAGUAAGUGCUUAAUGUGAAACAUUCUGUUAAUUUGUUUAAUGUUAUAUAUAUGUAUGUGGUAUUUGUAUUAGUUUGAUAUUUGUUCUUUAUGUGCAGUAAAGAAGUAUUUCAUUGGUGAAAAUGGCAAUGUUAAUAAUUAAACCCUGCUAUGGUAACUGUUUACAAUCACUAAAGAUGCAUAUGGUAUGGUGAAUUAUUAUUUGCAACAAUUAUGUUUUAGUUUAUACAUGUGUCAUUCUACAUUUGCUUUAUAGAAUGCAUUGUUAAAAACGUAAAUACGCAUUAUAGGGAUGUUAAAAUAUAUUUCAAUGAAAAUUAAUUGCAUUGUUUUAUGGGAUAUGAUGAAUACUGUUCAGUAUGCUGCAUAUAGAUGCUAUCCAAGUCGUUCACAAAGAAACAUGUUUUUUUCUUUGUAGUUGGCAUUCUGCUUUGUUUGCAAACAUACAUUCAUUCAUUCAUUCAUUCAUUCAUUCAUUCAUUUCCUCUAAGUUCACCUAGUUUUCCUUACUUUUGUACUGUUCAAAGGAUCACCAGAACAUCUCCCAUUAUAUAAUUUCACAUUAAAUUUUGCUUUUUAGUUAUCAUUCUAUUGUUUUUUUUCUGAGGCUUUCAAAUUGUAGUUGUUGGUACGAUGUGAAUUGUAUAAGCGAAUAUCUUUGCUGUGAUGUUUGUUGGUGGGUGUAGCAAGGAAAAUUGGCAGAAACUACUUUGGCUUUCCCCGCCUGCUAUUGUUCAACUCUGUUGAAAAAUAUACACCAUAUAAAAAUAUUGAAAAAUUAUUUCAGAAUUAAGAAUCAGCAUGUUUUGUAAUAUGCAAUGUAUAUAAUUUCUAAUGUCUAGUAAAAGUUUAUAUAACUGUAGUGUAUGGUUUUUAAAGAAUACAAUGUUAAUUCAUUUUGUUAAAAAAGUUCAGUCCAAGGUCUAUUAAGAGCUUCCAGCUCUUCCAAAACUUAGAAUAUUCAAUCAAGCAUAACUUGGCAAUUUAACUUUUGGAACAAUUUUUUGGAGAUCAUUUUAUUUGCCAAAUGUGGCCUUGUUCAUGACAAAAUAUAUGUAUGACUAAAUAAAAAAUAUAAGGAUUUAGAAAAGAAAAUCACAAUUGAGCUGUAAAAAUAUAUUUUGUAAUUUAUUAAUCAGGUUAAUUUUAUUCGAAAUUUCAAAAACAUAAUUUUGUUGUACAAAAAAAUACUUUUUUUGAAAUUAUAUAAUUUUGUUUGUGAUGCCUUGAAAUUGAAAUAAAGUAUGAAUCAUCAAAAAA
Bacillus rossius redtenbacheri is the source of this 5885-nucleotide messenger RNA. Its product is annotated as zinc finger and BTB domain-containing protein 17-like. Bases 132 to 2954 code for a protein of 940 amino acids. Gene Ontology annotation, biological process: regulation of DNA-templated transcription. The transcript is spliced from 4 exons. Gene Ontology annotation, molecular function: RNA polymerase II cis-regulatory region sequence-specific DNA binding; DNA-binding transcription factor activity, RNA polymerase II-specific; protein binding. NCBI's taxonomy places the organism in Eukaryota, Metazoa, Arthropoda, Insecta, Phasmatodea, Bacillidae. The record is from RefSeq and is a predicted model, not a curated record.